This is a messenger RNA of Cyanidioschyzon merolae strain 10D, 1170 nucleotides long. RefSeq names its product probable nucleotide sugar epimerase. Lineage: Eukaryota; Rhodophyta; Bangiophyceae; Cyanidiales; Cyanidiaceae. The record is from RefSeq and is a predicted model, not a curated record. The transcript has a single exon. The coding region runs from base 1 to 1170 and encodes 389 amino acids.
AUGCACGAUCCUGUGUGCUUCAUACAGCAUCCCGCGGCACGAACGGUGCGGCAUGCUCUGUACCAGCGACCCGCUUCUGGUGCGCUGCCGAGGGCGACCCGCUGCUACCGGUGCCGCUCAGUCGUGCGUUACGGCUGGCUGAGGGCCUCCAGUGAGCACUCGUCGGAGCGACACGUCCUCGUUACUGGUGUGGCGGGUUUUCUGGGUUUCCACGCGGCCCUAAAACUUGCCACCCGAGGCGAUCGGAUCACUGGUAUCGACAACUUCAAUGCGUACUAUGACCCGAGCCUCAAACGAGACCGAGUGCGCUACCUGAUGCGGCACGCUCCUGCUAUACGCAUCAUCGAGUUAGACUUGGCGGAUCAAAAAGCUGUCGAUGAACUGUUCGCAUCGCAUCGCUUUACCCAUGUGCUCCACUUGGCUGCGCAGGCCGGCGUACGACACUCUAUCUCGCACCCGCAUUGUUAUAUCCAGAGCAACUGCGUUGGCUUUCUUCACAUCCUAGAGGGCGUCCGAAAUCACCGCCCGCAGCCACCGGUUCUAGUGUAUGCAUCCUCGUCGUCGGUGUACGGCCUGGAGACGCAGCUGCCGUUUCGCGAGUCAAUGACCGCCGAUGCACCAGCGUCUCUCUACGCAGCCACAAAACGCGCCAACGAACUCAUGGCUUUCACGUAUCAUCAUCUGUACGGUAUCAAGACGACGGGUCUCCGAUACUUUACAGUCUAUGGCCCGUGGGGUCGACCCGAUAUGGCCUACUACGCGUUCGCGAAUGCGAUGCAUUCUGGCAAGCCGAUUACCCUCUACCGAUCGGGGUCAGCGGAGCCCUCUCGGGAUUUCACGUACGUUGAUGACGCGAUCGAUGCAACUGUAGCUGCACUUGAUCGCGCAUAUCCGUGGGAAGUUUUCAACGUGGGGAAUCAUCGCAUGGAGCCGCUCAGUGCCCUGGUUACCAGUCUGGAAGAAGCGUUCGGCAUUGAGGCGCUAAAGCAACAUACCGGGCUGCAGUCAGGAGAUGUACCUGCGACCUAUGCUGAUAUUGGCAAGGCGAAAGAGUUGCUCGACUAUGAUCCGAAAACGAGUCUUCGCGAGGGGAUCAAGAAGUUUGCCGCCUGGUAUCAGUGGUACCAUGUGGAGAACCGGCAUGCCGUGGAGGCAGGUCUGGGAAUCUGA